AUGUACGGUAACUAAUCCUCGCAGAUUUGCAAUUUAAUGGAAAAUAUUGAAUUAAUGAUCACACUCGAGUUAAAAUUUGAAUAAUAUUAAAGCAUCUUGCCCCAGAUAGUUUUUUCCAACUAAUUGACAUAAUAAUAAUAAUCUUGGAAUAACAUUAGCUGGAUAAUAAACAUUUCGCUGUGCGUUCUAUUUUAUCUUAAUAUAUUAUUUCGAACUUUUAAUCUGUCUCUAUUAUCUCUUCGCGACUGAGCAGUCUCGCAUAACGAUCCGUCUGAUAUACCGAGAACAUCUCCAUGACAAUCGAUGCGUCUCAAUUAUUACGGGGCGAUGCAUGAGAGAGGCGCGCACGUGACCGUAGGCGCGGCGGCGGCGGAGGUACGAAGAUGCCUCGCCGUGCCUUUUCCAUUCCGUCGAGGUAGGCACGGUCGAAGUAUCGUAUAUACCGUUCCUCCUCGUGGGCAUUCCAAGCGGGAAUUCUCGAAAGCCGAGCCAGUUGUGUUGUAGAAACCGCGGCGCGGCUCGCCACUCGCCGGUACUUUCGACCGGUCGUAAAGCCGACGUUUCGCGCUCGUGCUGCUUUCAGUAAUACGGAAUUUCGUCCCGAAAGCGGACGCGACCGUGUCGCGAACUAUUGGCAACCCACCCGGAAGACCGACGACCCAUCGAUAAAAUUCUGAUCCGCCACGCGAGUCACAAUGGAUGUUGAGACCGGGGCCAUUCUGGCCCUGCAGAUAUUGGCUCUGUGCUCGAUAGUGGCGGCCCUGCUGGCCUAUCUGAUGCGACAAUCCAGGAAUGCCGCCGACGAGUACGAGUCGCGUAACAAACGUCAUGUACUCGUUACCAGCUGUGAUACAUGCGUGGGCUUGCAGAUCGCCCUUGCACUCUACGAAGCCGGUUACAAGGUGUUCGCGGGCCUGUUGGAUCCGGCGGGCGGCUCGCCGUCGGUGAAAAUCCUGAAGGCGGUCGAGCUGGAACGGCGGAAAGAGAGCGAGCCUGGCGAUGCGAGCGACGGUAAUCCGCAGCAGCCGGAAGGAGCGCGUGCCCGCGGCCAAAUCGUGCCAUUGGAGCUGGACCCGACGAGGGAGGACAGUUUGCGCGCCUGUUUGGACGCCGUCAGGGCGAAACUUCCUGCCGGCGAAGACGGUCUCUGGGCAGUCGUGCAUACCGGCGGCUUGGUUUUGCCCGGCGUUAUAGAGAAGCAGACCAGUUCGAUGUGGGAAUCCAUGUUGCGUCAUAAUUUGGUAGCCCCGCUGAGAACAGCCCGAGUAUUCAUCCCUCUUUUGCGUAUUAAAAGAGGCCGCAUUGUCCUUUUGGGUGACUCCGAGACGAGCUACGGCAGCAAAGCGGGCUCCGGACUGGUGGCGUUCAGCGCCUCCCGAAAAGCCGUGGAAGGUGCCGCCGAGGCGUUAAAAAGCGAAUUACAUUCCUCGGGUGUCGACGUCGUGCUUUUGAAACCACCGCCUGUGAAUCCCCUCGUUCUUUAUGCAUCGCCCGUUCUCAAGACAAUGGACGUGGAGUCGGGCGUAACGGCCGCGGAAGGGACGUGGACCGCGCCAUUAUCGAUUCAUUCUGUGCAGAACGCGCUCAUUCCCGCGAUCACAACGUCAUGCCCCCUGGACGCUUACGACAUGUCAGUCAAGCCAAGGAUCUUCUGCCGAUAAUUUCAUCUCUGGUUCGCGCGUGAAUGGAUAAAAAUGUGCAAGAUGUAGCGCCGUUCGCGUGCGAGCUCCUCGAGCCGAUGCGACACGUGGUAAACGGGGACAAUGGAACACGGGAGAUAUGGUGUACGCGUAUUGCGACGUCACUUACGUUGACAUGUCAUCCGGUACGCCCUAAGGCGUCAUAAUCGGGAUUCUUUUCUACGCGGCUUCGCGGCAGGCAGUGCUUUCUGCGUGAACGAAUGUUGUCAUCCUUCCAUGCGCUUGUCCCCGAGUGAUAUCGGCUUUGAAUUCUCUCGCUUUUAUUCCUUAUUUUCCGUCUACUCUUUGUUAUAAUAUUUUCCUGCAACAUCUCAUAUCGUUUAGAUGAGAUGUUUAGUAGAACAGCCAGUAAUCUUCAUUAACCCAUGUCGCAGGUUAGUACUUGGAAAGUGUCGUGUAUCCUAUCCUUUCUCCAGUUUAAUGCGACUUAUGCAUGUACAAACGACAUCGGUUCAAUAAGCAGCCGUCAUCUCAUAUAUUUUGAAACUAUUUUGAUAGUUUUUUCUUUUUUUUUAUGACGAUGUAUUUGAUGGUGUUGCAAUUUUACGAAAAUCGUCUAUAAGAGAAUAAAAUGGAAAAUGUUAUCACGCAUAGAGAAAGAGCUUUGAUGGAGAUGUAUGUAAAAUCGGAAAUUUUAUUCCUUUAUCAAUGUAUAAAUAUGUAAGAUCUAAAUGAUCUAAAUGUGAAGAUCUAUAAUAUAUACAGUUACAAAUAUGUCUGUACAAUACUUUAUGAAAGUCGCUUUUGUAUAUAAAACAUAAAUGCAAUGCGAUAUUUUUGCAAAUGAAUUAAUUUCUAUGGAAGUAGUAGUUUUAAUAAGAAUUAUUAUAUGUACUAUAUGUACGUAAUAUAUGUACGAGAAACUGUUUUAUUGAAUUGUAUUAAAAAAUAAUGUGUAUACAAUACGUUCUCCGCGAUUGCAUGUAACACCGACAGAUUUUUAUGUACAUAUUUUAUCGAGAUAGGAAGAAUAUAUACGAAAUAAUAUAGAAUAAUUUUAUAAUAAUAUUCUAUUCUCCUAAAAAAUUUAUUUAAUUUGUAAUUCUAUUCUCCUCAUAAAUUUAUUUAAUUGUCUGUUGGUAAUGGGAAUAUUUAAGAUAUGAUUGUAACCAAAGCGCUCGUGUUACUUCUAGUAUAAAAAUAAUCAUUUUUACAUGGCGAUUUUAAGUUAUUUCCUACAUAAAACCUGUUGAUUUUUACAAGAAAAUUGUAUAACUGGCAAACGCGAAUUACUGUUUAAUUAUUCAUUAUAUUUCGUUAAACGCUAGUUAUUAACAGUUUUCAAAUUGAAGACUCAACGAGACGAAAGCGAUGUGUACAGUUUAUCGUAGAACCUCCUGAUUGUAUCCCGACUGUAUAUGCAUUUUGUACGAAUAAUAUUAUGUUUUUGUAA
Dinoponera quadriceps is the source of this 3093-nucleotide messenger RNA. RefSeq names its product D-beta-hydroxybutyrate dehydrogenase, mitochondrial. Lineage: Eukaryota; Metazoa; Arthropoda; Insecta; Hymenoptera; Formicidae. The transcript is spliced from 6 exons. Bases 696 to 1661 code for a protein of 321 amino acids. The record is from RefSeq and is a predicted model, not a curated record.